GGGCGGGCCGGCGGGCGCCGCGGAACAAAGGUCCAGCCUCGGCCGCUCAGCCCCUAUCGAGGCUUUUACCGCAGCUUGAGCUCAUCAUGAAGGCCAUUGAUGAGCCUCCCUAUCUCACAGUGGGCACUGAUGUGAGUGCGAAGUAUAGAGGAGCCUUCUGUGAAGCCAAGAUCAAGACAGCAAAAAGACUUGUCAAAGUCAAGGUAACUUUUAGACAUGAUUCUUCAACAGUGGAAGUGCAGGAUGACCACAUAAAGGGUCCCUUAAAGGUAGGAACUGUUGUGGAAGUGAAGAAUCCGGAUGGAACAUACCAGGAAGCAGUUAUCAACAAAUUAACAGAUGCAAGUUGGUACACUGUAGUAUUUGAUGAUGGUGAUGAGAAGACUCUUAGACGCUCUUCCCUGUGUUUAAAAGGAGAAAGACAUUUUGCUGAAAGCGAGACAUUAGAUCAGCUUCCACUGACAAAUCCUGAACACUUUGGGACUCCUGUUAUAGGAAAGAAAACAAACAGAGGAAGGAGAUCCAAUCAUAUUCCUGAAGAAGAAUCUUCAUCCUCUUCCAGCGAUGAAGAUGAAGAUGAUAGGAAACAAAGUGAUGAGUUACUAGGAAAAGUUGUGUGUGUGGACUGCUUCAGUGUGGAUAAAAAGAAAGCUCUGUGGUUUCCAGCCUUGGUGGUUUGUCCAGAUUGUAGUGAUGAUAUUGCAGUGAAAAAAGACAAUAUUCUUGUUCGCUCUUUCAAGGAUGGCAAAUUCGUUUCUGUGCCAAGAAAAGAUGUUCGGGAGAUUAGUGAAACUUCACCAAAGCCUGACGCUUUGUUAAAACAAGCUUUUGACCAAGCCCUUGAAUUCCGUAAAAACAGAACUGUUCCUGGUAACUGGAAAACAGAAUUGAAAGAAGACAGCUCCAGCAGUGAAGCUGAAGAAGAGGAAGAGGAUGAAAAAGAAAAAGAGGAUAACAGCAGUGAGGAAGAGGAGGAAAUAGAGCCGUUUCCCGAAGAACGAGAGAACUUUCUUCAGCAAUUAUACAAGUUCAUGGAAGACAGAGGGACUCCUAUUAACAAACGACCUGUAUUAGGAUAUAGAAAUUUGAACCUCUUCAAAUUAUUCAGACUUGUACACAAGCUUGGAGGAUUUGAUAAUAUUGAAAGUGGAGCAGUGUGGAAGCAAGUUUAUCAAGAUCUUGGAAUCCCUGUAUUGAAUUCAGCUGCAGGAUAUAAUGUUAAAUGUGCAUACAAAAAAUAUCUCUAUGGUUUUGAAGAGUAUUGUACAUCAGCUAACAUUGAAUUUCAAAUGGCAUUGCCAGAGAAAGUGACGAGCAAGGCUUGUAAAGACUGUGAAAAAGAAAAAGAAUUGAAGAUGCGUGAAGAACCAGAGCAGGAUGUAAAAGAAGUAAAAGUGGAUAAGGAGGAGCACAAGCAGGAGGAAGUAGCAAUAGUACAACAAGAAGAAAAAAAGUUAGCUGAGAAUGAUAUUGAAAGUAAAGAAAAUGAUAAGCCCUCUGUUCUGGGAAACAAAAAAAAUUUGCCAGAUUCUGUGUAUACUCAGCCUGAUCAAGAAAAGGACUUAAAUGUAAUCAAAACUGAAGAUGAAACCAAACUAGAAGAUAAAGAGGAAGAGAAGAUUAAAGAAAUGGAAAAUCCUACCGUAAAUGCAGACACUGAAGAAAAAGAAAAAUCAGGAGAUGACACGAAUAAGGAAGAAGAUGAAGAUGAUGAAGAAGCAGAGGAGGAUGAAGAGGAGGAGGAGGAGGAAGAAGACAACAAUAACAAUGAGGAAGAAGAGUUUGAAUGCUAUCCACCAGGCAUGAAAGUCCAAGUGCGGUAUGGAAGAGGGAAAAAUCAAAAAAUGUAUGAAGCUAGUAUUAAAGAUUCUGACAUCGAAGGUGGAGAAGUCCUUUACUUGGUGCACUACUGUGGAUGGAACGUGAGGUAUGAUGAAUGGAUAAAGGCAGACAAGAUAGUGAGACCAGCUGACAAAAAUGUACCAAAAAUUAAGCAUCGAAAGAAAAUAAAGAAUAAAACUGACAAAGAGAAGGAAGAGAAGUAUUCUCCUAAAAACUGUAAAUUACGACGUUUGUCAAAACCACCCUUUCACACCAGCGCAUCACCAGAGACUGGGUCCAAACUUGACAGCACUGAAGCCAAAAAUACUGAACAAGCUCCAGUUAAAUCAAUAGAAAUUACUUCUAUCAUUAACGGGCUACAAGCUUCUGAAAGUUCUGAUGAUAGUGAGCAGGAAGAUGACCAAAGUGCCCUGAAUGUACAUGCUGAUGGCAAAGAGGAAUCUCAACAUGAAGCUGUAAGCCAAGAUAAAAACGAACUCUGUCUAAAAGAAGAACAGAACAGUUCAUCCCUCCCAGAAGAAACUAAAGCUCUCACAGAUGUAGUAGUGCCCAAGUCAGGAUCCAAAUCUCCUGAAAGACUGCGAAAAGAGAUGGAAGAGUUAUCUGGAGAUACUGACUCCGAUGGAGAAGACGAAGCCACAAAGAAGAGAAAGGAUGUAAAAAAGGAGGUAGCAGAUAAAACAGCAAAACCACAGGUAAAACGUGGUAAACGAAGAUACUGUGUUGCAGAGGAAUCUUUAAAGACUGUGUCACCUAAUAGAAAGGAUGAGAAGUCCAAAAACAAAGACUCCGUUAGUUUAGAAAACAGCAGUAACAGCUCCUCCGAUGAAGAUGAGGAAGAUAAAUCUAAACUGAAAAUCACUCCAACUAAAAAGUACAAUGGACUAGAGGAGAAAAGGAAGUCUUUACGGACAAGUACUUUCUACUCAGGAUUUUCUGAAGUGGGAGAGAAAAGAAUAAAGCUUCUAAAUAACUCUGAUGAAAGACUUCAGAACACCAGAGCAAAGGAUCGAAAAGAUGUCUGGUCAAGUAUUCAGGGACAAUGGCCGAAGAAAACGCUGAAGGAACUGUUCUCGGACUCUGACACUGAAGCUGCUGCCUCCCCUCCACACGCUGCUCCUGAGGAUGCUGCAACAGAGGAGCAGCUUCAGACUCUUGCAGAAGACGACAUUUCUUUGCCUAGCUCUGAACUUGAAAAAUCUUUGCCAGCUAGUGUGGACGUUAAACCUGUUGAGGAGAAACCGACUGAAGUGGGUGAAAAGAAAGUUGAAUUUCCAAGCAGUGGCAGUAAUUCAGUGCUAAAUACUCCUCCUACAACUCCUGAAUCGCCUUCAUCUGUAACCGUAACGGAGUCCAGUAGACAUCAGUCCAGCGUCACUGUCUCUGAGACGUUGCCACCAAAUCAAGAAGAGAUACGAAGCAUUAAAAGUGAAACAGAUAGCACAAUAGAGGUGGACAGUGUUGCAGGGGAGCUGCAAGACCUCCAGUCCGAGGGAAAUAUUUCUCCAACAGGUUUUGAUGCCAGUGUCAGCUCCAGUAGUAGUAAUCAACCAGAGCCAGAGCAUACUGAAAAAGUCUGUACAGGCCAAAAAAGACUUAAAGAUGCUCAGGGAGGAGGCAGCUCCUCAAAAAAGCAGAAAAGAAGCCACAAAACAUCUGUGAACAACAAAAAGAAGAGUAAAACUACAAACAGCAGUGACAGUGAAGAGCUAUCUGCUGGUGAAAGUGUGUCCAAGUCUCAGUCAGCAAAAUCAGCUUCUACUGGCAUGAAAUCUCACCAAACCAAAUCACCUGCAAGAACACAAUCUCCAGGAAAAUGUGGGAAAAAUGGAGAGAAGGAGUCUGAUCUCAAAGAACAGAAUAAUCGUUUGCCCAAAGUUUACAAAUGGAGUUUUCAAAUGUCUGACUUGGAAAAUUUGACUAGCGCCGAGCGCAUAACAGUUCUCCAAGAAAAAUUGCAGGAAAUCAGGAAACAUUACCUGUCCUUGAAAUCUGAGGUGGCUUCCAUUGACCGAAGAAGAAAGCGCUUAAAGAAAAAAGAGAGGGAAAGUGCUGCUACUACAUCAUCUUCCUCCUCAUCACCUUCCUCUAGUUCCAUUACGGCUGCAGUUAUGUUAACUUUAGCAGAACCAUCUAUGUCAAGUUCAUCACAGAAUGGAAUGUCAGUUGAGUGCAGGUGACAGCAGGACUUGCCAAAGCACUUUGCACUUAAUGGCUGCUGAG
Molecule: messenger RNA, 4065 nt
Organism: Gymnogyps californianus (California condor)
Lineage: Eukaryota; Metazoa; Chordata; Aves; Accipitriformes; Cathartidae
Gene: ARID4B
Product: AT-rich interaction domain 4B
Exons: 24
Coding region: 87-4022 (1311 amino acids)
Biological process (GO): regulation of transcription by RNA polymerase II
Cellular component (GO): nucleus
Molecular function (GO): transcription cis-regulatory region binding
Source: RefSeq, a predicted model, not a curated record